This is a messenger RNA of Lagopus muta (rock ptarmigan), 4264 nucleotides long. RefSeq names its product exocyst complex component 4 (gene EXOC4). NCBI's taxonomy places the organism in Eukaryota, Metazoa, Chordata, Aves, Galliformes, Phasianidae. Gene Ontology annotation, biological process: exocytosis; chemical synaptic transmission; Golgi to plasma membrane transport. The transcript has 20 exons. The record is from RefSeq and is a predicted model, not a curated record. Bases 29 to 3148 code for a protein of 1039 amino acids. Gene Ontology annotation, cellular component: synapse; growth cone membrane; exocyst.
GUUGCUCUGUGUUUGAAGGGGGCGCAAGAUGGCGGCGGGAGAGGCGGUGGGACGCUACCGGAGCAGCAUGAGCAGAAGCAAGGACCCUUCGGGGCUGCUCAUCUCUGUGAUCAGGACUCUGUCUACCAGCGAUGAUGUUGAGGACCGGGAGAAUGAGAAGGGCCGCCUGGAAGAAGCUUAUGAGAAAUGUGACCGGGAUUUGGAUGAGCUCAUUGUCCAGCACUACACUGAGCUCACCACUGCGAUUCGCACCUACCAGAGCAUCACAGAGCGCAUCACCAACUCCCGGAACAAAAUCAAACAGGUGAAGGAGAACCUGUUGUCAUGCAAGAUGCUGCUGCAUUGCAAGAGGGAUGAGCUGCGCAAGCUGUGGAUUGAAGGAAUUGAACACAAACAUGUCCUGAAUUUGCUGGAUGAGAUAGAGAACAUCAAACAAGUGCCGCAGAAGCUGGAGCAGUGCAUGGCCAGCAAGCACUACCUCAAUGCAACAGACAUGCUGGUGUCAGCAGUGGAUUCCUUGGAGGGUCCCCUUCUUCAAGUGGAGGGAUUGAGUGAUCUGAGACUGGAGCUCCACAGCAAGAAGAUGAACAUGCACUUAGUCCUGAUAGAUGAGUUACACCGUCAUCUUUACAUCAAAUCAACUAACAAAGUGGGACAGCGCAACAAGGAGAAGGGGAGAAUAAGUUCACUUGUGAAAGAUGCUUCCUCUGUACCCCUCAUGGAUGUUACUAACUUGUCUACACCUCGAAAGUUCCUCGAAACUUCCCAGUUCAGUACUCCUGGAAGCUCCAGCAUGCGAGAAACAAGCCUUCUGGAAAUUAAAGAAGAUAUGGAACUGGAUCCAGAGGAGAACAGCACUGUCUUCAUGGGCAUACUCAUCAAAGGGCUGGCCAAGCUGAAAAAAAUCCCUGAAACAGUGAAAGCCAUCCAGGAUCGCCUAGAACAAGAACUGAAGCAGAUUGUUAAGCGUUCCACGACUCAGGUGGCAGACAAUGAUUACCAGAGGGGGGAAAAUAUUUCCCAGGAAAAUCAGCCUAGGUUGCUGCUGGAGCUGCUGGAGCUUCUUUUUGACAAAUUCAAUGCUGUGGCUGCUGCACACUCCAUAGUCCUUGGACAUCUUCAGCAGACGGUGGCCUCUCCUUGCAGCCAGUACGAUGGUGAUAUCAAGCUCUACGACAUGGUUGAUGUGUGGGUGAAGAUCCAAGAUGUUUUGCAGGGCUGCCUUGGAAUGACCUUAUUAUUAAGGCACUUUGAGAAAGGAGUGAGGUCUAAAAGUCUUCCAGUUAAUUUUGACGAACACAGGAAAUUACGCUUGAUGCUCCUGACAGAAUACCUGGAUAUGAAGAACACCCGCACUGCCUCGGAGCCAUCCGCUCAGCUCAGCUAUGCCAGCUCUGGGAGAGAAUUUGCAGCAUUCUUUGCGAAGAAGAAGCCCCAAAGGCCUAAAAACCCUUUGUUCAAGUUUGAAUCCUCCUCCCAUGCUAUUAGCAUGAGUGCCUAUUUACGUGAGCAGAGAAGGGAGCUGUACAGCAGAAGUGGAGAACUUCAAGCUACAGUCUGGGAGUCUAAGACCUGUGAGCAGAGCAGAUCCCUUUUAAGAGUCAGGAGAUGCCUGGAGACGGGGAGGAUUCCUGUUCCAGGAGGACCAGAUGAUAAUUUAAUCGAAGGUGGAGGAUCCAAGUUCGUCUGCAAACCGGGAGCCAGAAACAUCACCAUCAUCUUUCACCCACUCCUCAGAUUCAUCAAGGAGAUAGAGCACGCCAUGGAGCUUGGUGCAACCAAACAGUGUCCUCUCCGUGAGUUCCUCACCAUGUACAUCAAGAACAUCUUCCUCAAUCAGGUCCUGGCUGAGAUCAACAAAGAAAUCGAAGGAGUCACGAAGGCGUCUGACCCCCUGAAGUUGUUGGCUAAUGCAGAUACCAUGAAGGUCCUGGGUGUGCAGCGGCCUCUUCUGCAGAGCACAGUAAUUGUGGAGAAGACUGUUCAAGACCUGAUGAACCUGAUGCAUGACUUGAGUGCCUAUUCGGAUCAGUUCCUCAACAUGGUGUGUGUGAAGCUCCAGGAGUACAAGGACACCUGCACCCUUGCCUACAGGAGCAUCGUGCAGUCAGAUGAAAAGCUGGUGAUCAGUGCAUCCUGGGCUAAGGAUGAUGAUAUCAGCAGGCUCCUGAAAUCUCUGCCCAACUGGAGCAACAUGGCUCAGCCCAAGCAACUGAGACCCAAGAGAGAGGAGGAGGAAGAUUUUAUAAGGGCUGCUUUCGGCAAAGAGUCAGAAGUUCUCAUUGGCAACCUGGGAGAUAAACUCAUCCCCCAACAGGAGAUCCUGCGGGAUGUCAGCGACCUCAAGGCUUUGGCCAACAUGCACGAGAGCCUGGAGUGGUUAGCAGGCCGCACCAAGGCAGCCUUCUCCAACCUCUCAGCUGCCCAGACUAUGUCUCCUGGCCAGGACAGCCAUGCCAGCAUGGAAAACCUUCCUGCAUCCGAACAGAUCCUGCAAACCCUGAGUGAGCUGGCCAGGUCUUUCCAAGAGAUGGCUGACCGCUGCCUGCUGGUUCUACAUUUGGAAGUCAGAGUUCAUUGCUUCCACUACCUGAUCCCAUUGGCUAAACAAGGGAACUAUGCCAUCGUUGCCAACGUGGAGAGCAUGGACUAUGACCCCCUUGUUGUCCGGCUCAAUAAGGACAUCAGUGCCAUCGAGGAAGCCAUGAGCGCCAGCCUCCAGCAGCACAAGUUCCAGUACAUCUUUGAAGGGUUGGGCCACCUCAUCUCCUGCAUUCUCAUCAACGGAGCCCACUACUUCAAGCGCAUCAGUGAAUCUGGCAUCAAGAAAAUGUGCAGGAACAUUUUCAUCCUCCAACAAAACUUGACAAACAUCACCAUGUCACGUGAGGCUGACCUGGACUUUGCAAGGCAGUAUUAUGAAAUGCUCUACAACACAGCAGAUGAGCUCUUAAACCUGGUGGUGGAUCAAGGUGUGAAGUACACAGAGCUGGAAUACAUCUAUGCCCUGAACUUACUGCACCGGAGCCAGACGGGUGUGGGAGACCAAACCACACAGAACAUGAGGCUGCAGAGGCUGAAGGAGAUCAUUUGUGAGCAGGCUGCUAUCAAACAGGCCACCAAGGACAAGAAAAUCACCACUGUUUAAUCUGCUCAGCCACAGUGAGCAGCAGGGGCUGUCAGGUUGCAAGUUCAGAUUUCUGUGUUUCUGUUAUAAUUUAUGGCAAAAGAAUGUAUCUUCUGGGUGACCACUAGCAAGAAAGGAAAUGCAAUUUAAAAUUUGGUUUGGGGAUUUUCUUGGGGUAGGGGUUGAUGUGUAAUCAUGUAAUGCUUCCUUAAUGUGUUCUCCCAGUAGUGGUUGCACUGCAGGAGGAACAGGCAUUCUGGUGGAGAUUUAGGUGGGGUGUUUGGCUUUGCUCUGUCGCUGCUGCUUUGCCUUGGGAUGUAAGGCAGGAUGGAAAAAGAGAUUUCACACCGGCUGAGGCCAGAGCCAUCAGUGAAAGUUCAGACCACACUGAAGUAAAAAGCACCAUGACAUUAUUUGUUGGUAACAUGUGGGAUCAUGAUGAUUUUGAAGCUGUUCCAACAGCAUUGCUGCACGGGAAGCCUGUUUCAGCUCUGCCAUUACUUUUUGCAGUGACAGUCAUAGAUGCAUUUAGUUUUCUGCUGUUUCCACUGCAAAGAGAUCUAGUUGCUUAUUCCUCUAGAUAGUAAUAAGCCAAUUCUCGUAAUGGAAGGUAACGUGGGACCAUUUGUUUCCACUUCCACUUUUUCAUUAUCACAGAGCAUAUGGCAUCAGUUUCUGCAGCUCAUACUGCACUGGAUGAUAGUGAAUGUAGGAGAAAAUUGUCAGUAUAAAGGUAAUAGCUGAACUUAAUUCUCUUUUUCUGAAUAUAUCUUUAGAAUAUGCCCAGCUGAGAAGAUAUUUUCUAAUCACCAUUUGAUGUGCUGGAAGGACACACAGUAGCUCAGCACUGAAUGCUCAGCAAGGGCAGGAGGAGGGCACAUUCUAGCUCUGCAGAAUGAGGAGAGCUCACAUCACCAUUCUGUCCUGCCUUGGCCAUUUGUACCUGCCUGAUAAAAGAUUCCUUAUUCACUGGGGCUGGUAAGUUUAUGUCAGCUUUCCAACCCAAGGAUGCACUGCACUUGUAUUUGUCAGGUGAAUAGCAAACCCGGCUGAGUUUCGCAUUCUGAGAUGGGUUCUCUCUGAGCUGUGUAACUGCUCGUGCAUCUGUCUUGAAACUUCAGAAUUAAAAGAUAUUUG